GAUAACAAUUUAGUGAAGACCAGUCCCAAGUGGACACCAAGGUAGCUUCACCACAAGUCUCUAAUGAAGAUCAGUCAGAAGUGGUCAUGAAAUAGCUUCCACAGAGUCUGAUGUCUUUGCAUAGUGGUCAUUGAAAGUAAUACUAUAGAUCUUACCAGAGUGAAUGCUUGAAUGAGAUAGGAAUAGCUUGGUUUCUUCAUGUUUAUUUCUUUUUUUUAUAUACAUAUUAUAAUAAUAUAUUUUAAAAUGCAGAACAUAAGUUAAUUAUAUAAUAUUGGUAAACGAAGCUUUCUUGGAAAUUUCUUCCAAACAAGCAUGAAUAAGUAAUUUGGAUUCAAUAAGCUCAAAAUUUCCCAAAGUUGCAAGGCAAGAAAAAUAUGGUGCAAUUGAGCAAGCAAGAAAGGUUGUGGAGAUUGGUAAGUGUUGUUUCAGCUGUAAUUGGAUUAAUCUGUUACGCUCUCAGCUCCUCCUUCAACCAUCUCUUCGGAAACUGGAAACCAUGGAAGAUCAUUUUCUACACUCUCUUCAGUUCCAUCACUUUCCUCGUCGCCGUUCUUGCAAAGGAUUGGAAAAAAUCAACAACUCUUAGAUUCAUAGCAAGCAAGUGGCAGCGCUUCAGAAUCAUUCGGUUCAGAUCUGUGACUACAUUCUUGGUUAUGGUCUCCACCACCGUCUUCUCCUUCUUCUCCGAUAGAGCCGCCGCAGAGGUCGCAAAACCAGAUGCACACAGCGUGGUUUCGUCUGUUGCUUUUUCCGCCAUGUCACUUAGCUUGUCAAGAAACGUCCCCUUCGUAUUCGAGGAACUCAUGUACUUCUUCAUGGGAAUCUUUAUAGCUCAGAUGAUGAAGAUUAAGAUGCUGUUGGGAUUUUCUGUUGGAGUAGUGCUUAGCUUUUGCUUUGUGAUUCUGCAUUCCCGUGUAGAUGAAGCUCAUGAUCGAACAGAAAGUGUUGGAAUCCAAGAUGAGCAGCUUCAAGUGGCCAUUGAUGUAGCUUCACUGCAAGCCGGUGGUGAAAAUCACGGAAUCGCGUGGGUGAUGCAGCGGGUCCGGCAAGCGGCUCAGAGAUCUGGAACCCGACCCGAAUCAAUCCGGGUUGUGGCCGUCUCCAAGACGAAGCCGGUUUCUAUGAUUCGGGAACUUUACGACGCAGGUCACCGCUGCUUCGGCGAGAACUACGUCCAAGAAAUUAUCGAAAAGGCUUCUCAGCUUCCGCAAGACAUUGAGUGGCACUUCAUUGGGAAUUUGCAAAGCAACAAAGUCAAACCGCUUUUGAGUGGAGUUCCAAAUCUGGCCAUGCUCGAGGUGGUCGACAAUCAGAAGGUGGCAAAUCAUCUUGACCGUAUGGUUUCAACCCUUAAAAGAAAUCCGCUGAAAGUCUUGGUGGAAGUAAAUACAAGUGGAGAAGAAUCCAAAUAUGGUAUUGAUCCUUCCAAUUGUGUUGAUCUUGCUAAACAUGUAAAAUUGAGUUGUCCGAACCUCGUGUUCUCCGGCUUGAUGACAAUAGGGAGGCCUGACUACACCUCAACUCCAGAGAACUUUAAGACCCUAUCCAAUUGCAGAACUGAAGUUUGCAAGGCACUUGAGAUGCCUGAGGAGCAAUGUGAACUGUCAAUGGGCAUGUCCGGCGAUUUUGAGUUAGCGAUUGAAAUGGGUAGUACAAAUGUGAGAAUUGGGUCCACAAUAUUUGGACCAAGGGAUUAUUCAAAGAAACAAGAGUAGAGACUCUCUCUCAUACACAUGCACAUAUCUAAAUUUUAUUGUACUUUAUUCAUGUAAUUAAAUUUGUAAUUAUUAGAACAAAAAGCUUAUAAAGAAUGAUGUCUAUAAACAAAUGAUAUUACCUCUAGUUAUACAAGUGCAGAAGUAUCAUGCUUAUAGUGACAAGCUUAGUAAAAUCAUAAUAUGUUUCGCUUCAAA
This is a messenger RNA of Arachis duranensis, 1916 nucleotides long. RefSeq lists its product as uncharacterized. Bases 378 to 1718 code for a protein of 446 amino acids. Gene Ontology annotation, molecular function: pyridoxal phosphate binding. Lineage: Eukaryota; Viridiplantae; Streptophyta; Magnoliopsida; Fabales; Fabaceae. The record is from RefSeq and is a predicted model, not a curated record. Gene Ontology annotation, cellular component: intracellular anatomical structure. The transcript is spliced from 7 exons.